This is a messenger RNA of Carlito syrichta (Philippine tarsier), 2381 nucleotides long. It is a transcript of the gene TFDP2, whose product is annotated as transcription factor Dp-2. NCBI's taxonomy places the organism in Eukaryota, Metazoa, Chordata, Mammalia, Primates, Tarsiidae. The transcript is spliced from 12 exons. Gene Ontology annotation, cellular component: transcription regulator complex; nucleus. Bases 103 to 1443 code for a protein of 446 amino acids. Gene Ontology annotation, biological process: regulation of transcription by RNA polymerase II; regulation of cell cycle. The record is from RefSeq and is a predicted model, not a curated record. Gene Ontology annotation, molecular function: RNA polymerase II transcription regulatory region sequence-specific DNA binding; DNA-binding transcription factor activity, RNA polymerase II-specific.
GGUUGUUCUUUUAAAGAAUUAUCGAAGACGAAGUUUUUUUGGUUUUACUUUUUGUUUGUUUUUUAAUGGCUUUACAGAAUCUUAAAUAGAAUACAGUUUGACAUGACGGCAAAAAAUGUUGGUUUAACUUCCACAAAUGCAGAACUAAGAGGAUUUAUAGAUCAGAAUCUCAGUCCAACAAAAGGUAACAUUUCAUUUGUUGCAUUUCCAGUUUCUAGCACCAACUCACCAACAAAGAUUUUACCAAAAACCCUAGGACCAAUAAAUGUGAAUGUUGGACCCCAAAUGAUUAUAAGCACACCACAGAGACUAACCAGUUCAGGAAGUGUUCUGAUUGGGAGUCCAUAUACCCCUGCACCAGCAAUGGUUACUCAGACACACAUAGCAGAAACUACUGGCUGGGUCCCUGGUGAUAGAAAACGGGCUAGAGAAUUUAUAGACUCUGAUUUUUCAGAAAGUAAACGAAGCAAAAAAGGAGAUAAAAAUGGAAAGGGCUUGAGACAUUUUUCAAUGAAAGUGUGUGAGAAAGUUCAGCGAAAAGGUACAACGUCAUAUAAUGAAGUUGCUGAUGAGCUGGUGUCGGAGUUCACCAAUUCAAAUAACCAUUUGGCUGCUGAUUCGCAGGCUUAUGAUCAGAAGAACAUUAGGCGAAGAGUUUACGAUGCUUUAAAUGUGCUGAUGGCAAUGAACAUAAUUUCAAAGGAGAAAAAAGAAAUCAAGUGGAUUGGCCUGCCCACCAACUCUGCUCAGGAAUGUCAAAACCUGGAGAUAGAGAAGCAGAGGCGGAUAGAACGGAUAAAGCAGAAGCGGGCCCAGCUGCAAGAACUUCUCCUGCAGCAAAUUGCUUUCAAGAACCUGGUACAGAGAAAUCGGCAAAAUGAGCAACAGAACCAAGGCCCUCCGGCUCUGAACUCGACCAUUCAGCUGCCAUUUAUAAUCAUCAAUACAAGCAGAAAAACAGUCAUAGAUUGCAGCAUCUCCAGUGACAAGUUUGAAUAUCUUUUUAACUUUGACAACACCUUUGAGAUCCAUGAUGAUAUAGAGGUCCUGAAGCGGAUGGGAAUGUCCUUUGGCCUGGAGUCAGGCAAAUGCUCUCUGGAGGAUCUGAAACUUGCUAAGUCACUGGUGCCAAAGGCUUUGGAAGGCUACAUCACAGAUAUCUCCACAGGACCUUCUUGGUUAAAUCAGGGACUGCUGAACUCCUCCCAGUCAGCUUCAAAUUUAGACCUGACCACUGGUGCCACCUUACCCCAGUCAAGUGUAAACCAAGGGUUAUGCUUGGAUGCUGAAGUGGCCUUAGCAACCGGGCAGUUCCUGGCCCCAAACAGUCACCAGUCCAGCAGUGCUGCUUCUCACUGCUCCGAGUCCCGAGGCGAGACCCCCUGUUCGUUCAAUGACGAAGACGAGGAAGAUGACGAGGAGGAUUCCUCCUCCCCAGAAUAAAGACGAGAGAAAGCCUCCGUUUCCGUGUGUGACGCUCAUGUGUAUUUUUAGUGUGAGCUCUUGUUUUUGAAGUGAUUGCUUCCGUCUUUGCCUUUGUUUGCACUGUGUGUUCAGUGAAAACUAGAGAAACACAAUCAGCAAAUUCCACGAGGCCGAGAUGAUGGAGAUGAAAGUUAACGUAGUGUGAAUGAAAACUCUGCCCCGCAGAGCAUAGAUCAUACUGGAAACCAAGCCUGUUUUCUGAGGCGACAGGGGCGGGGGGUGGCUCGUCACUGAAGAGCUGGCAGCCUGAGGUUCGUUAUCUUCCGAUGCAGGGUCUCUGUGCAUCCCACAGCCACGCAGUUGUUUUCAGAGUUGAGGUUGCUACAAGGGGCCGUCCCGGACGAUCUUGCUUCUGAUGUUUCUCCCUGGCCUGGACUGCCUUUCCCAAGGCAGGCAUAAACAUGGACGUCCCCAGCAGGAGCAGCUCUCCAGGGAGGUGUCCGCAGCCACCCUUCUGUUGAGGUGCUGGACGCAUCAGCUGCCUUAGACAGCUUCUAGAAAGGAGCGAGCGCUAAUUCUUAAGUGACAUUUAGGAUAAUUUAUAGUGUGACUGAAAUCAUCAUUAUUAGCCAAUGCAUUGGUGCAUAGAAUUUACUAGGGCUACUUCUGAAAGCCAAAAUAGAAUAGUGCAUUAAAUACUUUGCCAGCACUGCCUUUUGCCAGCAUUCUCAACCUGGAGUUUUACAGAGGAAACUGUGUCUGUAGUUUUAAUCAAAGCUAUGCAUUUCCUAGCGUUUUCAUUUCAAACAAAACAAAGAAACAAAUUCCUAUGACCAAAUUGCUUGCCUUCAGUUCCCUGUAGUACUUGUAUGAUUUCACCCCAUGUGCAAUUUGUGACAAUGAACCAAAUGUCAUUACUUUUGUCGUCAAAGAAAAGUCUAUUUCAAGAAUAUGAA